UUCCUCCUUACUCACACUUCUCACACUUUCCAUUACUCAAUCUAUGCACUAAACUCCUGGUGAAAUAAUCUGAAUUCUUGCAAUGGAUCGGUCCUCCUCUGUCAUAUGCUGCUUAAUUGCAUUCGCAAGCUGUUUUCAUAUGAUAAGCUGCAAUAUCACAUGCCUGCAUCAUGAAAGAGAUGCUCUUCUUUCUUUCAUGAAUAAAUUGGAUCCUGCAUUUUUAUUGCAUUCAUGGCAGGGCUUUAAUUGCUGCGAAUGGAGGGGAGUGGAAUGUAGCUCCCACACCUCAAAUGUUGUCAAACUUCAUUAUUCCAGACAUCGCUGGUCUGGUGAGAGAAAUAGCACGCUUCUUACAGAUUUGUUCCAAUUAAAGCGGCUGCAGCAUUUAGAUCUAAGCUUCAAUUCUUUGAGUGGUGUUCUACCCAAAGGUCUAUUUGCCUUGCAAGAAUUGAGACAUCUAGAUUUGAGUUGGAACUCUUUUGAAGGUGAAAUACCAAAGCAAUUUGCCUCCUUGCACAAUUUAGCUUAUCUCAACUUGUCCAGGGCCGGGUUCAAUGGUACAAUUCCCUACCAAUUGGGGAAUCUCUCUCAGCUGGAAUUUUUGGACCUAUCUGUUUUAGAGGUGUAUAAUUUUGGAACAGAAUUUGUUGGAACAGAAGUUGGAACAGAAGUUUUUCUUUAUGGGGAAAUGCACAGCCCUAGUUUAGUGUGGACAGAAAAACUGCAAAAAUUAAAAUACUUGUCUCUUAGUGGAGUGGUGCUGAAUAUAACAGGAAAGCAAUUGGAAGCAUCCCUUUCUCAUCUCUACAAUCUCCAACAACUCCACCUUUUAAGAUGCAUGCUUUCAGGACACAUUCCCAAUGCUAUCCAAAACCUCUCAUUCCUCACCCACCUCCACUUGGGUUACAAUAACUUUGAAGGGUCGGUACCUUUGUGGUUAGGAAAUUUGACUACUUUGGUUUCUCUUUGGUUGCAUGAGUGUCCAUUAUUAAGUGGUUCGUUUCCCUUGAGUCUCUCUCGUCUGCCUACUCUAAAAGAGUUUACAUUAGGGGGAGAAAACUUAAUUAGUGGAAACCUAAGUCAAAUAUUAUGUGGGGAAUGGUCUCAACUCAAUGUCCUUUUUCUUUCAGGGUCUAAUAUGAAAGGAAGUAUGCCACCUUGUAUUGCAAAUAUUUCUUCUCUCAUUUAUCUUAGUUUGGGAGAUAUGAAAAAUAUGGAAGGCCCAAUUCCUUCUUCUAUUGGUAAUCUCUCUAUCUUGCAAACCUUGGUUCUUUAUAACAAUUUGUUGAAUGGAGAGAUUCCACCAUCACUUGGUAAAAUCCAAUCUUUGACUUAUUUAUAUCUUUAUUCCAAUUGUUUAACUGGAAAUAUACCUUCUGAGUUGGGCAAUCUUUCCUCUUUGCUGGGCUUAGAGCUCUCCUCAAAUUUCUUGAGUGGUAAUAUACCUUCUGAGUUGGGCAAUCUUUCCUCUUUGGUGGUCUUAGAGCUCUCCUCAAAUUUCUUGAGUGGUAAUAUACCCUUCCAGCUAUGGGAACUAUCAUCUCUAGGUUUUCUUGGGCUUAGUGACAAUCAACUAAAUGGUAGCAUUCCUAUUUCAUUUGGAAGUCUUCCUAGUAUUACAAGUAUUUAUCUAUCUUUAUACAAUCUUCAAGGAAAUCUUUUUCUCAAUGUUUUUGAAAAUUGGACUAGGCUUAAUUCACUUGAUCUAUCCUACAAUGAGUUGACUGUCAUCAUCAAACCAGAUUGGGUGCCCACAAUUUACUUUGAUGGUCUAUACUUAGCUUCAUGUAAUAUUGGGGGUAUUGUUCCACCAUUCCUUUCCACACAGUAUAGAUUGUCUCAUUUGGAUCUCUCCAAUAAUAGUCUAUUUGGAAAUAUUCCAAAUUGGUUAGGGAUGCUUCCUAAUUUGCAAAGUCUUAACUUGUCAUACAAUAACUUACAAGGUCAUGUUCCCUCCAGCUUGAUGAAAAAAUAUCUUCAGAGUGUGGACUUACAUAGUAAUAUGUUACAAGGUCCUCUUCCUUUUUCUUCAGUACCAACAUCAAACAUGGAACUAUUGGACUUGUCUCAGAAUAGAUUCACAGGAUUUAUUGCAAAGGAUAUUGGUAAUCUUCUACCAGCAAUUCGGUUUUUGUCAUUUUCAGCAAAUGAUCUAAGUGGUGAUAUACCUUCUUCAGUUGGUCUUCUGCAAUCUUUGGAGGUUUUAGAUCUCUCAAACAACAAAUUGUUUGGUAAAAUACCAUCGAGCAUAACUAAUUGCUCUAUUUUAACAAGAUUAAACCUAGCAAAUACUAGUUUAAUGGGAGAGAUACCAUAUCAUAUGGGAAUGUUAAGUGAACUCAGUUCACUUCAUCUUGAUGGCAAUAUGUUGAAGGGAAACUUGCCAUCAAGCCUUAAAAAUUGUUCUAGCUUGCAAAUUUUAGAUUUGGCUAACAAUCUCUUUUCUGGGAACAUACCAUCUUGGUUAGGCCAGUUCUCUGAAUUGAUGAUACUUGUUUUGAGGUCAAAUAAAUUUGAAGGGCACAUUCCACAUCAAUUGAGCAAUUUGUCAAGCCUCCAUGUUUUAGACAUUUCACAGAAUGGUUUGAUUGGUUAUAUCCCACCACAAUUAGCAGCAUUGAAAAGUAUGAGGAAUUCUACACUGGGAAGCUCAAAUGACAAUGAUGGUACCUCCUAUUAUUACAAAGAAGAGAUCCAAGUGUUCAACAAAGGAUUAGAAAUGGUGUAUGUCAGUUCAGUGAUGCUACUUAUAACUUGCAUUGAUCUAUCUGUAAAUAAUCUAACAGGUGAUAUUCCUUCAGUAAUUGGGAAUCUUAAAAGUCUCCACACAUUGAACUUAUCAGAUAAUGGUCUUACAGGAGAGAUUCCAAGAAGCUUUGGAUUACUUACAGAGUUAGAAUCACUUGAUCUCUCAAACAAUAAACUGCAUGGAAGGAUUCCAAAUGAAAUGCUACAAGUUUCCUUUCUGAGUUUUUUCAUUGUAUCUAACAACAGGCUUUGUGGAAAAAUACCAGAAGGAAGACAAUUUAAUACAUUCAAUUCUACUUAUUUUAGUGGGAACCGUGAUCUUUGUGGAUUCCCAGUUAACAACAAAUCAUGUAGAUGUGGAGAGAGGUCAAAUCCUAGCAUACCAACUCCUCUUCUUAAGAAAGAAGAUGAUGAAGGAGAAGGAAUUCCAUGGCAUUGGUAUGUAGAGUGGAUGGUAAGUGUUUCUAUUGGAUUUUGGGGAGUGUUUGGAAUCUUGGCUACAAAAAGGAAUUGGAGGAGAAGAUUCAUUCAUGUAUUAGAUGAGAUGGCAAUUAGUUUAUUGAGUAGAUUGACAAAUAGAUAAUAGUGAAAAAUUGUAAAAUCAUU
Messenger RNA from Cryptomeria japonica (Japanese cedar), 3354 nucleotides. RefSeq names its product receptor-like protein 7. Gene Ontology annotation, molecular function: protein binding. NCBI's taxonomy places the organism in Eukaryota, Viridiplantae, Streptophyta, Pinopsida, Cupressales, Cupressaceae. The transcript has 3 exons. The record is from RefSeq and is a predicted model, not a curated record. Bases 83 to 3331 code for a protein of 1082 amino acids.